AUUAGAGUUAAUAAUUAGUUAAAUACAAGAAAUUUAUAAACCAAAAAAUGAAGGGAGUAAUAUUGCUCAUAAUUUCCCUUAUACUUGCUUUAGGAAUUGCAGAAGCAACCCUAUCAACACCCAAACAUAAGCCUAUGAAAGUGAGGUGCAAAAACAAGUACACGCGUUGUUAUAAUAAACAAAUGUACUGUCCAUCUUCGUGUCCUCGCACUUGUUCAGUCGACUGUAACAAGUGCCAGGCCGUCUGUGGACCUGAAACACAAAUUCCGCCACCACCACCAAAGGUUCAAAAGUCGAAGAAGGUGGAGUGCAAGGAUAAAAGGUUUCGUGCUUGCUAUAACAGGCCACUUUACUGUCCUGCUGCUUGUCCGAGUUCUUGUACUGUUGAUUGUGCAACCUGUCAGCCUGUUUGUAGUGCACUGAAUCCAAGUACUCGUCCUAAGCGUGUUAGAUGUUUGAAUAAGAAUUACCCCGCGUGUUAUUAUAGAGAGUUUACUUGUCCUGCGGCUUGUCCUCAGACUUGUCAGGUUGAUAGUGUUACUUGCAGCCCUGUUUGCGAUUGCAACAAACCGGGAGCAGUGUGCCAGGAUCCAAGAUUCAUAGGAGCAGAUGGCAUAACAUUCUACUUCCACGGAGAAAAAGACCAAGAUUUCUGUCUUGUUACAGACUCCAAUCUCCACAUAAACGCUCAUUUGAUAGGAAAACAUGAAUCCAACAUGGGAAGAGACUUCACUUGGGUUCAAUCCUUAGGCAUCCUUUUCGACCACCAUAAGCUUUACAUCGGUGCACUCAAGACCUCCACAUGGAACGAUGCCAUGGACCGUCUUUCCAUCUCCCUCGACUACCAACCCAUUCGCAUACCAGAAAUCGAGGGUGCCAGAUGGAAUGCAACGAUUAGUGGACUAACCAUUACAAGGUCAAGGGCUACGAAUGCAGUGGUGGUUGAGGCGGAAGGUAAUUUCAAGAUCAAGGCCGCAGUGGUUCCAAUAACAGAGAAAGAAUCGAUGAUACACAAGUAUGGUAUUAUCCCUGAACAGGAUUGCUUUGCACAUCUUGAUUUGAGCUUCAAGUUUUACUCAUUGAGUGAUGAUGUGAAUGGUGUUUUAGGCCAAACUUAUGCUAGUAAUUAUGUGAGCCGGGUCAAAAUGGGUGUAGUGAAUCCUGUUCUUGGUGGGGAAAGGGAAUUCCAUUCCUCUGGAUUGUUUGCUACUGAUUGUGCUGUUGCUAACUUCAAUGGGAAUGGGAAUCAUUCAAUAGGAAUGGAGUUCGGUGAUCUUAACUGUGCUUCUGGUACUAGUGGAAGGGGAGUUGUCUGCAAGCGUUGAUUAAUUAAUUUACUUUAAAAAUUAAGGUCAUAUAUGUGAUUGUUUGAUGGGUUAUAUUUUGUUUUCACUUAAUGGUUUGAUAAUCUUGUAUGCUUUGUAAACCAAUAUGUAAAAGGCUAAUACGCAAAA
This is a messenger RNA of Amaranthus tricolor (Joseph's coat), 1454 nucleotides long. RefSeq lists its product as uncharacterized. Lineage: Eukaryota; Viridiplantae; Streptophyta; Magnoliopsida; Caryophyllales; Amaranthaceae. Bases 48 to 1325 code for a protein of 425 amino acids. The record is from RefSeq and is a predicted model, not a curated record. The transcript is spliced from 2 exons.